Rosa rugosa (rugosa rose) is the source of this 1695-nucleotide messenger RNA. RefSeq lists its product as uncharacterized. NCBI's taxonomy places the organism in Eukaryota, Viridiplantae, Streptophyta, Magnoliopsida, Rosales, Rosaceae. The transcript has 4 exons. The record is from RefSeq and is a predicted model, not a curated record. Bases 106 to 804 code for a protein of 232 amino acids.
UACCUUAAUUCUAAAUUCUUAGCCUUCCAUCUCCUUACUAAGUAUACGCUAUAUAUUGAAUUCAUCUCCUCCAUGAAAACUCAGCACAUCAAUCACUCUACAUAAAUGGCAAAAAGAGAGUAUUUUUGGGGCAUUUACAAAUUCCGUAGCAUUCUUGGAACAACUCUUCAUUGCAAUAGAGCAUCCUGCACUACCUACUUGUCUAAUGGUCGUCAAGGACAUGAGGUUUCUGCUCCGACAGCAGUAUCAAAUAUGUUUGGGCAUCGUGGUUAUUCGGCGAAUAAUCCCUUAGGCUUGCGGUUAUUUAGCAGCACCAACAACAAACCAUGGACAAAACUUGAGCAACCACUGCCUGCUACAACUUCUUCUAGGCGCACCAUCCCUAAUUGGGUAAGAUGGAUUUUGGGCUCCCUUUUGUCAAUUUUGAUUCCUGUUUGGACGCACAAGUACUGGGAAAAUCUGCAAAUGAUUGAAGGGGAGGCAGAGGUGGUGAUGGAAGAGGUUGACAAUGUAGCAAAAGUCGUAGAAAGAGUGGCAACUGUGGCUGAGAAGGUGUCAGCCGAUGUGGCUGAUAAACUUCCAACUAAUCAUACAAGACUAAAAAAAAUUGCUUUGCUGAUUGAACGAGUAUCCGAACUGGCUGCUCAAGAUGCUCAACUAACACAAGAUUUUAUUCACAAGGUGGAUUCACUGAAGCAAGACCUGGGAGACUUAAAGACACUGGUGGAGCCAGUUGUUGAUAAGAUAGAAAACUAUGAAUUUCAUGGAAACUACUCUCCAGUUUCUACAAAAGAACAAAAUUAAAGGAAACGUCGUAUAUAUAUGCAUGCAUCUAUUGUAGUUGUACUAUGUCGACUUGCAUGGCAAUCUAAUAACACGUGUCUUUACAACUUUUGCAAGUCCGCUCUUUUCCAUUAACAACCCUUCGCUUACCUACCCUUUCUCCUGAUCUCUCAAUCUUUUUCCGUUUUAGGCAGAAUAGAAUUUGUGUUUCUUGGUUAGUUAGUUUCGAAAUAUUAUAUAUGUAUCUGGGGAAUCAAUGAUCCAGCAUUCUAGGUAAUUAGUUGUGUUUGUUUUCACAUAAGGAAUGCAUUUGGGAUUCAGUUCAGAUUUCACACAUGGCAUAGCAAUUGCCCACAAGGAACUAAGUUUUAGUUAGUUAUAUUGAAAUCCAAUUAGCCUUUGUCUAUAUGAAUAACCAUUUUAAUUAAAAUUCGCCUUUGCAUCUACCAUUGAACUGGUAUUCCCAUACAUAUAUGUCCACUCUUACUCGAAGCACAAUGAACUAGCAUGGUAUUGCAUUCACCUUAAUCAUCUCAGCAUAACCUGGGAAUCAAAUGCUAUCAACACUCACAAAACCAUUUUACAAGAGGUAAAAAUCACAGAAAACAUAGAUCGACAUCCAUCUAAAUCAUCCCCACUCUUUCAGGUUAGGCAUUUUACUUGUACACGUGUUCUUCAAGCACAUUCUACUUGUGUUAUUCAAAGCUAAUAUGCCGCGUUAUGUUUUGUAACUAUAUAUCAAUACACUUCUGGCAGGUUCAAGAAAGGUUGAUUUUAGUUACUCUCGCUAAAGCUAUUGCUCUACGGGACAGUCUUCUCAAAGCCAAAAAAAAAAGGUUAUCAAUUUAUCAAAGUUGAAGACGACUCGAAACCCCCUAUUAUUGAUUAUAUUAAUAGAAAUUGUGAUAUUCU